This is a messenger RNA of Hirsutella rhossiliensis, 1833 nucleotides long. RefSeq names its product peroxidase domain-containing protein. Gene Ontology annotation, molecular function: iron ion binding; monooxygenase activity; heme binding. The coding region runs from base 1 to 1833 and encodes 610 amino acids. Lineage: Eukaryota; Fungi; Ascomycota; Sordariomycetes; Hypocreales; Ophiocordycipitaceae. The transcript is spliced from 6 exons. The record is from RefSeq and is a predicted model, not a curated record. Gene Ontology annotation, biological process: response to oxidative stress.
AUGACCAAGAUACUUGGCGCUCACGUGGAUCCUUCCGCUCUCAGUCCUGCCGAAUACCUGGGGCAGCUCAAAACUUGGUUUUAUGAUAAUGUCCCCGAUGACCCGGCAGCCUGGACGUUUGGUGACUUAAAAAGAAACAAAGACGGUGGAUUCAAUGACGAAGAUCUUGUUCAGCAAAUCAAGAAGGGAACUGACACGGUAGCCGGCGCAUUUGGCGCUAAGAACAUUCCCGUGGCGUUGAGGGCGAUUGAGAUUAUUGGCAUUGAACGAGGUCGAGAAUGGGGCGUCGCCACGUUCAACGAGUUUCGAAAAUUCUUCAAGCUCAAGCCAUUCACAUCCUUCAAGGAAAUCAACUCUACCGAAGAUGGAGUAGCUGAAGCUUUGGAGGCACUCUACGGCCAUCCCGGUAACGUCGAGCUGUAUCCGGGUCUGAUGGUAGAGCAAGCCAAGAAGGAGUUUUCGCCCGGCUCCGGGCUCUGUCCCGGCUUCACCAUCUCCGAAGCCAUUCUCUCAGAUGCAGUGACCCUCGUCCGCGCCGAUCGCUUCUACGCGCACGAGUAUGGUCCACAGAGCCUGACCAACUUCGGCUUCACCGCUGCCAGUUCUGAUUUUGACGUUGCCGGCGGCGGCGUCAUGUACAAGCUGCUCAUGAGGUCGUUCCCGGGAUGGUACCGACACAGCAGCGUGUACGCUCUAUAUCCCUUCACCACACCAGAGAAGACCAUGGGCAAUUUCAGUUCAGGAGCAGCGCCGGUCCAAGCUAUCGAUUAUAGCGCUCCUGCCUUCACUGGCCCCCCGAUUCCGGUGACUUCAUGGCAAGGUGUAGUGCAGCUACUGCAAGACCAGACUAAUUUCAAAGUCCCUCAGCAACUCUCUGGUCAUGAUGACAUGCUGAGUGGCGACAAGCCCGCCAACACAGCUAAGCAAAAGUUCAUGCAGGAUGAGCUGUAUUGCCCUGAGGAAAAUUUGUCUAUAGUUCGCGCCUUCUACGAGAGUUUGACGGCCCGGCUUAUCAAGAAGAACGCUCGCAAGCUGGGGGGAUCUUACCAGAUUGACAUUGUCCAAGAGGGAGUAGCUUUCUCCCACGCCGAGUUUGUCGGUCGCUUUUUUGGCAUUCCCCUGCGAGGCGAGGACUCUGAAUCGACAGCGGUGACUGACUCCUACACGCCUCGCGCACUCUACAACGUCUUGGCUCACCUUUUUGAGCAUGUCUUCCUGGAUCUCGACGAAGCAAAACGUUACAAACACCUUGUCGUCGCAAGUAAAGAGACAUGGCAGCUUGGAGACAUUGUUCGUGGAGUAGUCCGAGGGAUCAAGCCAGGCGAGGGUGCACGUAGCCUGAUGCAACUCGUCGAAGACACUUUCUUCCACAAGACUGCUACCGGUGCAGAAAAUGCCCAUGGCCUCCAGCAUUUUGGCCUAGAGCUCAUCAAGAGACCGAUGGAACAAGGUCAGGGGAAGGACGUGGAAGAAGUUGUGUGGACUCUGAUUCCCACAGCUGCUACCUUUUGUGCUACUCAGGCUCAGGCUUGGGCUCAAUUAAUCGAAAUAUACCUUUCGGAUGGCUACAAGAGCCACUGGACGGAGAUUGAGCAGCUCGCCCAGUCCGAGGACUCUGAUUCGUUUGACCUACUGAAGCGUUACGCUCUAGAAGGUUUUCGUCUAUUCCCAGCAACUUCAGGAGUCAUUCGUGUGGUAGAGUCUCCAACGCCUGUGACCAUUCCUUCAGCGCCGACUCCUUUGCCGCCCAAAGGAACAGUCUUGGCGGAUUUCAUCACCGCUGGCCGGGAUCCUUCCAUUUUUCCUGACCCAGAAUCCAUCAAACUUGACUGA